Messenger RNA from Vitrella brassicaformis, 2657 nucleotides. NCBI's taxonomy places the organism in Eukaryota, Vitrellaceae. The record is from the annotation of a GenBank genome assembly.
UGAUCGGUCGUGUCGUGUGUGCCAACGAGAGACUGCACAGGUCCGUACAAAACGCCAAAAAGACCUACAGCAUGACUGUACAAAUAGAGAUAAGAUACAGAGAUACACGGCCCAACCCACGCCGGUAUGGCUCUCUUAAAGGCUGGCUCUACGACGGAUAAAGUCCAAGAACUCACAACACACACACAUCUCUCGCCGCCUGUCUGGUCUGUCUCUCAUCGCUCGCUCUCACAUAAGAACUACACACAUGGGGCAAAAGACGCAACAGAAAGGAGGGUACAUCACUGGGAGGGAGCACACACACAGCACACACUCAGUCACUUCUUCUUCGCCUUGGCGGGAGCUCCCUUUUCGACGACGUCACGGUGGUUGUCUUGGUGAUGGAAGUCGAUCAUGAUGAACCGACCCUCCACCCAACGGAGACCCACAUACGACGACGCACUCGCCAGGGCCGCCAGCGACAUCAGCGCAAUGCUGCCGACGCCUGUCCUCCUGCAGUUGUCCAGUGCAGUGCAUCCACACACAGACAGUCAGCACACAGAGUCGUCUCAUGAUACCGGCGGACUGACCUGAGCAGGGCCGAUGUGAAAGUCGCUGUGGAUGUGAGAAAGGCGAGGGCCAGCGACGCCAACUUGCCACGCCUGAUGGAUGGAUGCAUCGUCGGCAUUCAUUGUGUCUGUCAUGCACUCUGUCACUCCUUCUUUUCGACAUGACAUGCAUAGGUACCUAAUGUUCCUCAUGGCGCCCAUACAGAUGGGGCAGUGUUUGGUGUGCGAUUCAUACACGUCCUGCAGCAGAGACCGGUCGCGCUCAGCGCUGCCAAGGGCCUGCACAAGGAAAGGAAACAACAAAACGCACACACCUUACUCAAAUCAUGGUUGCUCACUCACCGAUGAGGCCUGUAGCCGUGGGUAUGUGUUGGCAUAGGUCGGGAUGAUGCCUGGGGGCGAGAACUUGUGCAGCCAUCGCCUCAGCGACCGAGUGGGGACGUCAGAGGCACUCGGUAGGAAACAGACACGGUCAUAGGGCACGCCCUCCUGCGGCGACUGGCCGCUCGCCGCACCCACAGCGGCCAUCUGGUUCAGGAUAUUCCUCUCUGCAGCAAUGAAGCAUGCACAUCAGGGUGUUUGUGUAUUGUGCUGGGGGGUGUAGGCAUAGCCUACCCUGUUGGUGCGGGAAGACCAUGUCCUGGUUAAGGAAGUAGGUCUCCCACAUGUGACGCACGAAAUGGGGGAUCACGUCAUACUUCUGAGGGAUGCUCGACGCAGCACGCAUGAACAGACGGGAACGACCUGCACACACACACACACACACACACACCCACAGAGCGACAUACACAACCCGUUUGUUUGUGUGUGCAUGCCUCUGUCCCCAUACUGACCAGGCUCUUGCGGCACACAGUAGCAUAUCAUGUAGUUGGUGCGCUCGCCCUUCUGCGUGCGGUACUCCAGCCGGCAGGGCGGCCGGAACGUGACGGUAUACGAAUCGAGGGCCCUCGACCACCCGCCCAGCACGGCCGACACGAAGCCAUCGGUCAUCGACACGUUGGACGCGAGGGCCAUGUCGAGCGGGCCCGCACUCUCACGCGACACCUUGGUGCCCUGCAGCGUGAUAGAGUUGUGAUGCGUCACUGACAAGGGGGACACACAGCAAGAGAGAGAGAGAGAUGAACGGAUAUCUGCCAGGUACGCAGCCCAGGGCCUACCAGGUACGUGUGCGGGGUCCAGGAGGUUCUCGAGUAGCGCCUCGGCGCCGUAGGGCAUGUCCCUCAUGUACAUGAAGUGGCGACCGUCAUUCCAUGUCGACUGGAAAGAAGGCAGCUCCAGCUCAUCCACUAUCGGCAGAGGCGUGGUUGCCGAUGCCUUGAGGCCCUCAGGCGAGAUGUCAAGCCAUAUCCACACGUGACCUUGGGCAACCUACACAGACAGACAGACAGACAGACAGGUGUCCUGAAUGGUUUUAUGUGUUUGGUGCUCCGUCCUCCCACCUGGCAUGGAACGGCUUGUGCGCAGGCCCUUUUGUUUUUGGUAGCGAAUUUGACAUUGGUGUUUUUUGCCUGGGGGAUGUCAAGGCAUUUGCCGUCGGGUCCGCCGAAGGCCCAGCCGUGGUAGGCACACGUGAUGGUGUGCUGGUACUUGUCCACAAUGCCCUCACUCAGCGGCGCCAGCCGGUGCGGACAGCGGUCGACAUAACACCGCCACGCAUUGCCGUCGUGCCACACACAGAACGAGCUCCCCAGCACACGAACCGCAUGGGCGUGGCCCCGGUCAGCGCUCUCAGACAACAGCACCGGGUACCACGCCCGCAACCAAUCAUAGCGCUCGGCCGCAGGUGGCCGGUCCUCGGCAGCCGACAGAUCUUCAUCGACAUGGGAAUACUCCUGAAUGAGCGGGAAGGAUGCAGCAGUGGGCACGGCCGCGUCCGCAGCGACGCUUGCAGAUAUAUCGGGCGCAGCAACAGCAUCAUCUAGCGGGGCUGCUGUGUGCCGCGAUAGCCUCAGUCGCCUUGGCGAGGGAAUGGGAAAGAGCGAUGAGUGGCCGACGAAGGCGGCAUCUGCGUGCCAUGUGCUGAGGGGCAGGGUGAGCGAGAGAAGGAGCACCGACGCCAUGGGUGCCGCAGACGAGAGGAAAGGUACUGCAAUGACUGCACUGUUGCCU